ACUUUUUCUUCAUCUAAUUGCACUGUACCGGAUACAAUAUUAGAAAAAAAAGGAAAGUACAUAACAACCAUUAAUGAUGAAACCGUUGCAGUAUAGAUGAAAAAAUGUAGUGGAGCAUUUCAGCAACAAUUCCUCAGCACGUAGAUUCGAGAACAUUCAUCUACAGACCUUGGCUUUUUUUCUUUUCUUUUCUUUUUUUCUAAGUAAGUGAUUCAUUUUCUCCUCACACGAAUGCUCCUCUCGCCUUGGGACCGUUGCUAGGGUCGUUGCUAGGGACGCCAGUAGUGUCUUGAAGGGUGGCGCUGAAGACACUACCAAUGUGCGUCGCUUUACUUUCAAUUUGAGGUGUUGGUGUUGCCUAGAUCCGUGCUGCCCAGACCCAUGCCCCUUGUGGCCCACAGCUGAAUGGAGAAGCGAGCCCUGCCACCGACGGGCCGCAGACAUAAGGGACGUGGAAGGUGACGCCACACGACAGAACAGCAGUGAGGGGCGAGUGUGUACUGCAGGAGGGAGCUCAGACCUCGUUCAUUACAUAGAGGUGCUCCUACACUAUCCAUCAAAAUGUCGAUCAAGCUGGAGGACAUGCUGACGGUGGUGAAGCCGCCACCCCAGGCCCUCGACCUCUUCCGCACCAAGAUAAAGUGUAAAGAGGACUUCGACAAGGCAUUCGAAAAAGUUCCGGAAUAUAAGAUACGGCCCGAGAAGGUGCGCCCAGACGACGUGAUGGGCGAGGGGCCUGGUGGGUGGCGGGCAACCCAUGACAGGACCGAAGACCUCCCCGAGCCUGCCUACGCGGAUCCCCUUCCCCCCUCCAUGCGGGGACUCAACAUGGACGAAUUCUACGAGGUUGACAUAGACUGGCGGAUGCUGACCACUGCCCGUCCAAAGAAUCGCUGCGAGGAGGAGAUAUUUUCCAGGUAUGUGGAAAUGGGUCGCUUGCAACUUCAGCGCCUGAGGGAGGAAGCUGAGAAGGUGGCGGAGGGCAAAGACUGGACGGGACGCAUAGUUAAGGUGGUGCCAGGUAGAGGGUCGCUUCCGGAGACUCGGCUGCCCACGUGUCGGGAAUGCGGUGAGGAACUGUGUGAGGGACUCUGCAAAGAUUACCUUUACAUGAACUACACUCGCGUCCAGACGGAGGAGAAGAAGGACGACGAUGAAUCAGGGCUGGACGUGGAUGACAUAGACAACACAAAGCAAAAGGGGAAAAAGAAAAGGAAGACUAAGAGAAGAAAAAAGAAAAAGAAAAAGGAAGUCGAUCACGCAGACGGCGACGCUGACGAUGAAGAGGAGUGAAUGAAAGACACACACACACUGAUGGAAUUGUUCAUGGACAUUACAAUUAAAACAAAAUGUGAAACGAACAUGUUGCUGUAAAAGAAAAGAUAAGAGAAGGAGGAGAGGAAGCGAAGGAGAUCCGUAAGCAGACAUAAGCUCAUAUUCAAUAUUUACAAAGUAUCAUCGAUGUUUGUCAGAGGUGUCGGACGGCUCAAAACAUAAAUAUUACCAGGAACUUUCCCAGCCAGGCGAGAUGCCGAGGUGUGCAGCAGGAGGCGAGUACGGUGUGGUGUGUUAGAACGCUAAGGGCAUGACUCUGCAGUGUUCGCUGUGAAAGAUGGAAAGAUGACCGUACGAAUAAAUACAUUGUUGACGCUCAUAAUAUUUCUCUUAUUUAAUCAGUGGAACCAUCUUUUGUCUCCAGUUAGGCACUCUGAGGUCCACCUGCAGACACACUGACUAAACGAGACGUGGGAGGCAGGAGGGGAAGUGCGGCGUGCGGCUUGUGGACUGUGAACACACCAGGCGGCCAUGCCCACGUUCUCGGGGAGAUGGAGGUGUUGGCACACAUGUUUGCCUGACCCCCUUGUUCAGAUUGCCCAACAGGGACUUAUACGACGCAUUUCUUCGCAUGUUUCUUUUCCUUUCUUUUUUGACUGCAUGUAAUUAUAUAAUUG
Molecule: messenger RNA, 1952 nt
Organism: Portunus trituberculatus (swimming crab)
Lineage: Eukaryota; Metazoa; Arthropoda; Malacostraca; Decapoda; Portunidae
Exons: 7
Coding region: 562-1293 (243 amino acids)
Source: RefSeq, a predicted model, not a curated record